Messenger RNA from Melanotaenia boesemani (Boeseman's rainbowfish), 2502 nucleotides. RefSeq names its product CCR4-NOT transcription complex, subunit 8 (gene cnot8). The transcript has 7 exons. Bases 536 to 1393 code for a protein of 285 amino acids. Gene Ontology annotation, molecular function: nucleic acid binding; poly(A)-specific ribonuclease activity. Lineage: Eukaryota; Metazoa; Chordata; Actinopteri; Atheriniformes; Melanotaeniidae. The record is from RefSeq and is a predicted model, not a curated record. Gene Ontology annotation, cellular component: CCR4-NOT complex; CCR4-NOT core complex; P-body.
ACGUGAGAUAUAUGUUGCAAGAGUGGCUUUAAUGAGACGCCGAGAAAUUAUAAGACGGAAGAGUUUUUUUUCCUCUUCCUUCCGGUGACGCUCGCUACAUCGUCAGCUCGAGGGUUAGCAUGUAAAUGUUAGCUUAGAUGCUAGGCGCUCUGUUUUCAGUUUUGUUAUUUGGCAUUGAUGUGUUUUGUUUUUUAAAAAAGCGUAGAUAAUAUACCCACUGGAAUUUAACAGCUUGACAUGUUGCAUUUUUUUCAGUCAAGCUCGGUGUAAUUGGGUUUACCAACCGAUGGUAAAAGCCAGAUACACGUUUAAUCAGAUGCUGUCAUGGUAACAAAGAGUAUACCUGUGUGGAGUUACAGCAACAAACCUUCAAGCAUGUUUGGUUGCAGGUCUGCAUUAGUUUCGGUUAGCUGUCCCAAAGAAACCGGCAGCUGAGGGCGUUAUUUUUCACUGUACCACCCCCUUACCCCCUCACCCCAUCCCGAGAGCACUGCCGGACUGUUUGGAUUUUAGCUUGUUCAUCUGACCUGCCAACAUGCCGGCGGCACUUACAGAUUCCAGUCAGAUGAUCUGUGAAGUCUGGGCAAGCAAUGUGGAGGAUGAAAUGAGGAAGAUCCGGCAGAUUAUCCAAAGCUACAACUAUGUUGCCAUGGACACAGAAUUCCCUGGGGUCGUCGUUCGACCCAUCGGCGAGUUUCGCAGCACAGUGGACUACCAGUACCAGCUGCUAAGGUGCAAUGUGGAUCUCCUGAAGAUCAUUCAGCUCGGGCUCACAUUCAUGAAUGAAGAGGGAAAAUAUCCUUUGGGUACGACAACGUGGCAGUUCAACUUCAAGUUCAACCUCACAGAAGACAUGUACUCGCAGGACUCUAUAGACCUACUCCAAAACUCCGGCCUCCAGUUUAAAAAACAUGAAGAAGAAGGAAUCGACACGCUCUACUUCGCUGAGCUCCUCAUGACGUCUGGUCUGGUGCUGUGUGAAAACGUCAAGUGGCUUUCCUUCCACAGCGGCUAUGACUUCGGCUACCUGGUGAAGCUUCUGACGGACGCACGGCUUCCCGAGGAGGAACACGACUUCUUUCAGAUCUUAAACUUGUUUUUCCCCGCAAUUUACGAUGUCAAGUACUUAAUGAAAAGCUGCAAAAAUCUAAAGGGAGGGCUGCAAGAAGUGGCAGACCAGCUGGAGCUGACGAGGAUCGGGCGGCAGCAUCAGGCAGGGUCGGACUCGCUGCUUACAGGCAUGGCUUUCUUCAGGAUGAAGGAACUUUUCUUUGAAGACAACAUCGAUGAUGCCAAAUACUGCGGAAGGCUGUACGGCCUCGGCUCGGGCUCCAGCCAACCCCAGAACGGCAUCUCCAGCUCGGGUCAGGAGGAAACCAACAACAAGCACUGACUGCUGGACUCACUCUUGUUUUAAAAUGCCAACCAGCAGAUUUCCACUCGGGACGUCUCCCCUCCUGAGAGCCGUUUUAACUCGCGGGGAGUUUGUUGUACUCACUUUUUACCGAGCGUAUGGCCAUAUAGUCAGAACACUUCUUAAAAAAAAUCUUUGCUUUCACAGUUGGUUGCAGCACGGGACCAUCUCCUGCAUCAUCCUGUGGUUUUUAAACAGACUCUUUGGUUCAGACGGUCUCAUCGUGAGCAGGACUUUGUCUUUUUUUUCUUUUUUCUUUUAAAGGGCGAUGCUGGAGGGUCUGUAAAUUACAAUAAAAAAUGUUUUAGCUCAUUCCCAUUUCCAGAAACACGACCGUCUGCAUCGGUGUGUGAACGUUUGGUCAUGCGUUUCCUCGGUGGUCACACUGCUCUUCUGUACAUUUACCACGAAAACCAAACUGUCCAGCAGUCGGUGAUACGCUCGUCACGGUGACUGUUUUUACAUUCAACAGUGUUUUCAACAGUUGUAUAUUAAAUCGUUUUGUAUUUUCAAUGUAAACAUGAAGCAUUUGUGUCUGUGCUUGGGUGAGAGGACAAAAGAUGAUCAACAGAUUCAGAGUUUAUAAAAGCAGGGGUUGAAAGUUGAGCAGAAACAAAAGUCGUCUUCAGAUUUCAAACAUUUUAAAUAAAAUAUAAUUUAGUUUUGAGACAUUUCAACGUAAAGACCUCAGAAAUGCAAAGUUCUGUGUAACAGGGAUGUUUAUAACUGCAUGGAUAAUCCACAGACUCACUUUGUUUGCUGUAGAAUUUAUUUUAAUAGACAUGUAUGACUUGAUAUUCAGUGGCAUUACUAGAAAAAAAAGGGAAUUUAGAAAUUUUGGUGAUUUCCACUUAUUUUUCAGCAGUUUUAAACUCUUAACUCAGACUCAACCAUUUCAUGGCCAGAUCUGCUACAUGGUUCCCAGUAGAAAUUAAUCUUCCCAUAAGUUUGCUUAAGAAUGAGUCUUUGUUCCAUCUGAUCUGUAGCUGAGAUAUUUGUAGUUCGUGAGGUUUUGUCAGGUACCCAUGCUGGUGUUUUCAUACCUCCUUUGAGUCCACAGGCUUCAUUUAUCAAGCUUGUGUAGGAAC